Metarhizium album ARSEF 1941 is the source of this 1764-nucleotide messenger RNA. RefSeq names its product Amidase. The record is from RefSeq and is a predicted model, not a curated record. NCBI's taxonomy places the organism in Eukaryota, Fungi, Ascomycota, Sordariomycetes, Hypocreales, Clavicipitaceae. The transcript has 3 exons. The coding region runs from base 1 to 1764 and encodes 587 amino acids.
AUGCGAUCUGCUCUGGUCUCGCUCUGGGCCACGGCUUCAACUUCGGCUGCGGCUGCGGCUGCGGCUGCGGGUCUGGCAUCAAUACCACCAAGUGCCGAGAGUGUGUUGGCCUCGACGCCCCUGGAUUGGAUUCCUAAGCUGGAGAAUGCCGGCACGGAUGCGCUGUUCCCCAUGGACAAGUGUUCAAACUUUAUUCUUCACGAGGCCACCAUUGAUCAGAUGCAGGCCGCCAUGGCCAGCCGGACUCUGACAAGUCUGGCGCUUUUCUUUUGUUAUUUGUGGCGGGACCUCCAGGUACAGCCUUAUACCCAUUCUACGAUGCAGCUCAACCCUGAUGCGCCCGGGAUCGCCAUGGAGCGUGACGAUGAGCGUGAGAAAGGCACGGUCCGUAGCAAACUGCAUGGCGUCCCCUUCACCGUCAAGGACAACAUCGCCACCAAGGACAAUCUCGAAACAACGGCCGGCAGCUGGGCCUUGAUGGGCAGCCGAGUGCCCCGCGAUGCUCAUGUCGUCGCCAAGCUGCGCGAAGCCGGUGCCGUGCUGUUCGGAAAGGCCACGCUCAGCGAGUGGGCUGACAUGCGAAGCAGCAACUACUCCGAGGGAUAUUCUGCGCGCGGUGGACAGUGCAGGAGCGCGUACAACUUGACCGUGAAUCCCGGAGGUAGCUCUUCCGGAAGCGCCGUCGGCGUCAGUACCAAUUCCAUUGCCUUCUCCCUCGGGACGGAGACGGAUGGCAGCGUCAUCAACCCCGCCAUGAGAAACUCCAUUGUGGGCUUCAAGCCCACCGUCGGCCUCACCUCUCGCGCCGGUGUCAUCCCUGAAUCAGAGCACCAAGACUCGGUUGGCAUAUUCGCCCGCACCGUCCACGACGCCGUCCACGUGCUGGACGCAAUCUACGGCGUCGACUGCAGAGACAACUACACACUUGCGCAAAUCGGAAAGACGCCCGAGGGCGGAUAUGCCCAGUUCCUCACCACCAAGGACGCCCUCAAGGGCGCCACCUUUGGCAUUCCUUGGAACAGCUUCUGGGUACACGCCGAUGCCGAGCAGCUGCGCACGUUGGUGUCUCUCGUCAGGCUCAUCGAGGACGCAGGCGCCACCCUUGUCAACGCCGAAAUCACAGACUACGAAACUAUAGUCUCCCCCAGCGGCUGGGACUGGGACUACGGCACCGCUCGCGGCUUCCCCAACGAGUCAGAGUACACCUACGUCAAGGUGGACUUUUACAACAACAUCAACAAGUACCUCUCCGAACUCGGAAACACCAACAUCCGCACCCUCAAAGACAUUGUCCAGUACAACUUGGACAACGAGGGCAGUGAGGGCGGCAGACCCUGGCCCCUGGGCCACCCGGCCUUUUACUCGGGCCAGGAUGGGUUUCUGGCAUCGCUCGAAACAAACGGGACACAGGACGAGAAGUACUGGCAGUCACUCGACUUUUGCCAGACCAAAUCCCGCAACGGCAUCGACAACGCUCUCGAUUACAAGGGGAAGAGGCUGAGCGGACUCUUGGUCCCCCCCGACGUUGGCCAGACCUACCAGGUCGCCGCGCAAGCUGGCUACCCCAUGGUCACUCUGCCCGCCGGCAUCCACGCCGAGUCGGGCAUGGGCUACGGGCUGGCUAUCAUGCAGACGGCCUGGGCGGAGGAGGAGCUCGUGAGAUGGGCCAGUGCCAUUGAGGACCUGACCAAGCACACCGAGUACGCUAGGAAGUUGCCCACGUGGAGGGGUUAUCUGCAGAGGAACGAGCCCGUCCCUCUGUAG